AUGUAUUCAUCAUUAAAUCAGGAGAAAAGGCCGAUUUGGGUAUUACAUGAAGUAAUACCCACAUUUUCUCCAAGGGAGCCGCCACAAAAACAUCCGGGUUUUACAAUUGGUCAUCGUUGGUUAUUUAGUUUUACAUUAGUUGCUAUUGUAUUAUCAGUAUUAAAUGUUCUAGCAUCAACUGGUCAAUCAAUUGGUUUAACAUUAUUUUUAGGUAGUUUUCAAGGUUUAACUGGUGUUUACUUUGUUCUAUUUUUUUGUUCAUUUUCAUUUAAUUUAUUUUUUUGGCCCGUUGCAUGUGUUCUAUAUUAUAAAAAACAAAUUACCAAAGAAAUGUUAAAUCCAAAAUGGAUUCCAUAUAUGUUUUUAGUUGGUAUAUGUGACGCAUUAAAUGGUUUUUUAAUUGUAUUUAGUUCUCAUGCAUCUCGUGUACCACCAUCAUUAACAGCUAUUUUAAUACAAUCAAUGAUACCAUUUACAUUUAUAUUUUCUAAAAUAUUAUUAAAAAAUAAAUAUUAUCGUUGGUAUCAUAUAUUAUCAGCAUGUAUUGUAUUUAGUGGUAUUAUUUUUAGUUUAGUACCAACAUUUAAACGUAUACAUGAUGGUACAUCAACAACAGAAUUAAAACAUGGUUGGUAUUGGCCAUUUAUAUUUAUUAUUGGUACAAUACCUGCUGCUCUAAUGAAUAUAUUUCAAGAAGUAUUACAAGUUAAAUAUACUCAAGAAAUGAAACAAUUAAAACAACAAGGUCGAAAUGUAACAACAAGAUAUUCUGUUAUCUAUUUUCAAGCUGUUGAAAGUUUAUUUCAAUUUAUUGCAAUUGCUUUAUGUUUUGGAUUAGAUUUAAUACCUGGUUUUGGUACAUCAUUAACAAUUGAUAAAUUUUGGGAAUCAUUUUCAGGUGGUUUUAGAUGUUUUUUUAAUACAAUGCCACCAUCACCAACAUCAUCACGUUGUCCAAAAUCAUCGGGAACUGGUUUAUUAUUUAUAUUUUCUUAUAUUGGUACAUAUAUAACUGGAACAUUUUUAACAGAUCAUAUAUCUGCUAAUUGGUUAUCAAUAUUAACAUCGUUAACACCCAUAUUAGCAACAUCAUUUUGGUUUAUUUUUCCAAAAAUUAAUGCAUGGGCACAAGCUGGAAAUUUUAAUAAAUGGGAUAUUGGAUUUAGUAUCGGCGCUUUACCAAUUAUUCUUAUUGGAAUGUAUUUUUAUAAAGAUACAGAUCGGAAAAAAGAUGAACAAGAAACGUAUGAACCAAUAAUUGAACAUCCAACAGAACUAUUUUGGUAG
This is a messenger RNA of Didymodactylos carnosus, 1287 nucleotides long. NCBI's taxonomy places the organism in Eukaryota, Metazoa, Rotifera, Eurotatoria, Philodinida, Philodinidae. The record is from the annotation of a GenBank genome assembly.